This is a messenger RNA of Phoenix dactylifera (date palm), 1970 nucleotides long. RefSeq names its product putative serine/threonine-protein kinase At1g54610. Lineage: Eukaryota; Viridiplantae; Streptophyta; Magnoliopsida; Arecales; Arecaceae. The record is from RefSeq and is a predicted model, not a curated record. Gene Ontology annotation, biological process: protein phosphorylation; positive regulation of transcription elongation by RNA polymerase II. Gene Ontology annotation, cellular component: nucleus; cyclin-dependent protein kinase holoenzyme complex. Gene Ontology annotation, molecular function: ATP binding; RNA polymerase II CTD heptapeptide repeat kinase activity.
AGAAAGACUCCAGCGACGGAAUUCCAUCUUGCUCUCACGGUUCCAGAGAUUAAAAUAUUUCUCGCCGGCGGUGACCAGACGUUUCCGACGCCAGUUCCCGGAAAACCAUUUCCAGCCCAGAAAACCACUUGCGGGAACUCGAGGUAGAUGACAAAUGGGUUGCGUCCUCGGUAAGCGACCCGCCGCCGCUGGCAGAGAGACCGCCGCUGCCGGCCGCUCUCCGACGGUCUCGGACAACCCCCGGAUCCCGUCUUCGCCCAGGGACCCCGCCGUGUGGCCCGCCUGGCUCUCUGCCGCCGCCGGCGACGCCCUCCGCGGGUGGUCGCCCCGCCGCGCUGACGCUUUCCAGAAGCUCGCCAAGAUCGGAUCGGGGACGUAUAGCAACGUGUACAAGGCGAGGGAUUUGGAGACGGGGAUGAUGGUGGCGCUGAAGAAGGUGAGGUUCGAGGCGGUGGAGCCGGAAAGCGUGCGGUUCAUGGUGAGGGAAAUCGCGGUGCUGCGGCGGCUGGAUCACCCCAACGUGGUGAGGUUGGAGGGGCUCGCCACCUCCCGCGUCUCCGCCGCGCUCUACCUCGUCUUCGAGUAUAUGGAGCACGACCUCGCCGGUCUCGCCUCCGCCCCCGGCGUCCGCUUCACCGAGCCCCAGGUCAAAUGCUACAUGAAACAAUUACUAUCUGGUCUUGAGCAUUGCCAUAGCAGAGGUGUCUUGCACCGAGAUAUCAAGUGCUCGAAUCUGCUUCUCAACAAUGAAGGAAUGCUUAAAAUAGCUGAUUUCGGACUAGCUUCUACCUUUGAUCCUAACCACAAACAACGCAUGACUAAUAGAGUUGUUACGUUGUGGUAUCGUGCCCCGGAACUUCUAUUAGGUGCCACUUAUUAUGGCGUUGGUGUCGACCUUUGGAGUGCCGGCUGCAUAUUGGCAGAGUUGCUUGGAGGGAAGCCAAUAUUGCCUGGACGAACAGAGGUGGAACAAUUGCACAGGAUCUUUAAGCUAUGUGGAACCCCUUCAGAGAAGUACUGGAAGAAGUCAAAAUUGCCCCAUGCAACUAUUGUUAAGCCACGGCAACACUACAAGCGUUGCAUAGCAGAAACCUUCAAAGAUUUUUCAGCAUCUGCGUUGUCUCUCAUUGAAACGCUCCUUGCAAUCAACCCAGAUGAGCGAGGCACGGCAACUGCUGCUUUGAACAGUGAAUUCUUCACCACAAAGCCUUAUGCCUGCGAGCCAUCAAGCUUACCUCAGUAUCCUCCUAGCAAAGAAAUGGAUGUGAAAUUGAGGGAUGAGAAGGCCAGAAGGCAAAGAAGGGUUGACAGGAAAGGAAACGGUGAUGUUACAAGGAAAGCCCGCAUCCAUCAUCGGCGAAGCAGGGCAGUCCCAGCACCAGAGGCGAAUGCUGAGCUGCAAGUUAACUUAGAUCGGAGGAGGCCGAUGACUUGUGCGAACGUCACGAGCAAAAGCGAGAGGUUCCCUCCUCCGCACCAAGAUGGAGCGGUCGGGUUCCCAUUGGAUGAUCCACGCAAUGGAACAUCAUCCUUCAUUGUAGCAGAUGCUUCUUUUGAUUCAUCAUUCUUUGAGGCAAUAGAAAAUUCUGGUGGUGCAUUGCCAGGCAAGAGUACUGCCAGAAGGAAGAGUACAAGUAAAGAGGAACAUCAAUUGGCUCCUUCCCAUUCUUUGAUGAGAUCGCUCAGGCCAUCCUCUAUCGGGCUACUGAUGGAUCUCAGAAGAAACACAAGAAUCCAUAGAAGAACCAAAGGAAAGGAGUUGGAAGUUUUUGGUGCUGGCGCUUGAACAGUUCCUUGUAUUGGAUCUUUCUAGUUCUUCUCUCUCUUAGACAUGCCAUUCUACUCUAUCCAUUUUCUUCUUCUUCUUCUUCUUUUUUGAUUUCUGUACAGUAUUGAGGUUCAGAUGCAGUAUGCCAAGAUAUAAUAAAGGAAGGAAUAUGAUCCUUAGUAGUGACAGAAAAUUUCUCUAA